Messenger RNA from Zingiber officinale, 426 nucleotides. Its product is annotated as leucine-rich repeat extensin-like protein 1. Lineage: Eukaryota; Viridiplantae; Streptophyta; Magnoliopsida; Zingiberales; Zingiberaceae. The transcript has a single exon. The record is from RefSeq and is a predicted model, not a curated record. Bases 1 to 426 code for a protein of 141 amino acids.
AUGAAUUCCUCCUCUAUGCCGCCGGCGCCGCUUUUAUUAUUCCUCGCUCUCGCACUAGCUCUAUUCAUCGAGCCGAUUCUCUCCGACUACUCCCCGCCGGAAUGCCCCUACCCCUGCCUGCCGCCGCCGACGUCGGGCGCCUAUUACCCGCCCCCGCCACCUCCCUAUGCCUGGAGCAACUACCCUCCGCCGCCGCAGGAUUCCGGCUACCCGAACUUGCCUCCGCCUCCCCCGCAGCCGUACAACUUCCCUCCGCCGUACUAUUCGCUGCCGACACCUCCGCUGCCGAACCCGAUCCUCCCGUGGUUCCCUUUUUACUACAGGAAUUCGCCGUCGGAGUCCGCCGCGGCUCGCCACGACCCCAUCUCCGCCGUUCCGUUACUCGCUCCGCUGCUGUUACUCUCAGUCCUUCUUCUUAGUACGUAA